Cercospora beticola is the source of this 1887-nucleotide messenger RNA. RefSeq names its product Amino-acid permease inda1 (gene INDA1). Gene Ontology annotation, cellular component: membrane. NCBI's taxonomy places the organism in Eukaryota, Fungi, Ascomycota, Dothideomycetes, Mycosphaerellales, Mycosphaerellaceae. The record is from RefSeq and is a predicted model, not a curated record. Gene Ontology annotation, molecular function: amino acid transmembrane transporter activity. Gene Ontology annotation, biological process: amino acid transmembrane transport.
GUGAGCGCGUCCCGUCGAAGCGCGCCUUUCUUCUCCCCAUCGCUGUCGCGUGCGCCGCGCCUUUAUUCAAGUCAGCGUCCUUGCCCGUCAUGAAUACUACCGCCAUGCCGGACCCAAUCCGAAUGGAGGUCGAGAAGGGCCAUGCGCCUGAGAUCAAGACCUCCGGCUCCAGCCAGGACGGCGAGGUCUUCGGUGACUACAGAGAGCCUCGCCUGAUGACCCGUUUGGGUCUGACUGCCGAAUCUUUCAAGCGCCGAAAUGCUUCAGACAAGCACAAUCAGCUCAACAAGACCAUGAAGGCUCGCCACCUGAACAUGAUUGCCAUUGGUGGCUCCAUCGGUGCUGGUCUUUUCGUCGGAUCUGGUAGCGCCCUGAACCGUGGUGGUCCAGCAUCUCUCCUCAUCUGCUUCGGUCUCAUCGGUAUUAUGAUCUUCAACGUCGUCCACGCCCUCGGAGAACUCGCCUACAUCUACCCCAUUUCUGGUGGGUUCUACACUUUCUCGGUCCGCUUCAUCGAUCCUUCUUGGGGUUUUGCCAUGGGUUGGAAUUACGUCCUCCAAUGGGCCGUCGUCCUACCGCUAGAAUUGGUCGUGGCUGGUCUCACAGUGAAUUUCUUCGGUCUUGAAGUCAACAACGCCGUCUGGAUCACGGUCUUCUGGGCAUUCAUCAUCAUCAUUUCGGUUUUCGGUGUCCUCGGCUAUGCUGAAGAGGAAUUCUGGGUCUCAUUGUUGAAACUCACAACCGUCAUCGUCUUCAUGAUCAUGGGUGUCAUCUUCGCCUGCGGUGGAGGCCCAAGCAGUGGCCAGUACGGCGAGUACUGGGGCGCCAGGCUAUGGUAUAACCCAGGCGCCUUCGCGAACGGAUUCCGAGGAUUCUGCAGUGUCUUCGUCACUGCUGCUUUCUCCUUCUCCGGCACCGAACUCGUUGGUCUGGCCGCAGCUGAGUCUGAGAACCCACAAAAAGCCCUGCCUAGCGCCAUCAAGCAGGUGUUCUGGCGUAUCACUCUCUUCUACGUUCUCGGCUUGUUCUUCGUUGGUCUCCUGGUCCCAUACGACGACCCACGUCUUCUUGGUGCUGGUGGCCUGAUCGACGUUUCUGCCUCGCCAUUCGUCUUGGUCGCCAUCAAUGCCGGCAUCCCCGCUUUUGGAACCUUUGUCAACGUGGUCAUCAUGUUGUCAGUUCUGUCAAUUGGUCUCUCCGGUGUCUACGGUGGUUCUCGUACCCUUACUGCCCUCGCAGAGCAGGGCUACGCUCCUAAGUUCUUCGCCUACGUUGACCGCGCCGGACGACCGCUUCCAGCUACCAUCACGAUCAUCGCCUUCGGUGGUAUCGCCUACAUCUCUCUUGCAAGCAGCGGUGUCACUGUCUUCAACUGGCUCCUCUCCUUGUCCGGCCUCGCCGCUCUGUUCACAUGGGGAAGCAUCUGUCUUGCACACAUCCGAUUCCGAUCCGCGUGGAAGUACCACGGCCACACCCUCGAUGAGCUUCCAUUCCAAGCUGCUUUCGGAGUUGCGGGAUCAUGGGUUGGUGUGGCCCUUGUUGUGGUUGUCUUGGCCGCUACCCUCUACGUCGCCAUCGCCGCAUCCAUUGCCGACGCUAGCGUCGAGCCAUUCUUCCUCAACUACCUCGCCGUCUUCGUCGUCAUCGUCUUCUACAUUGGUGGUUACUUGUGGAAGCGCAAGAGCUGGUUGAGCCUCGCUGAGAUCGAUGUUGACUCUGGUCGCCGUGAGCUUGAUUAUGAGGCAUUCCAGGCCCUCAAGGCGAAGCGUGCUGCAUGGCCAGCAUGGAGAAGAAUUCUCGACAAGUUCGUCUAGAGGUGGUCAUACAAUAGUUGGAAGGUAGUGUUUGAUUGAUAAUGAGCUGGAUGAAGUUAUGCUUGAUACCCAU